Messenger RNA from Australozyma saopauloensis, 849 nucleotides. It is a transcript of the gene VAM3, whose product is annotated as SNAP receptor. The record is from RefSeq and is a predicted model, not a curated record. Gene Ontology annotation, molecular function: SNARE binding; SNAP receptor activity. Gene Ontology annotation, cellular component: endomembrane system; membrane; SNARE complex. The transcript has a single exon. Lineage: Eukaryota; Fungi; Ascomycota; Pichiomycetes; Serinales; Metschnikowiaceae. Gene Ontology annotation, biological process: Golgi to vacuole transport; vesicle fusion; intracellular protein transport. The coding region runs from base 1 to 849 and encodes 282 amino acids.
AUGUCUUUCGCCAACUAUGACUACGAGGCGCAGCUACCACGCCCAACCAAAAGUACUGAGUCGAACGAAACGAGCGGAGAUGUGGACUUGGAUUCCGCAAUUACAAAGACCUCUGCUCAAAUAGAGAAGUACGGGAUGCUCAUCUCCGAAUUCAAAACACAAAUGAAGCUAGUUGGUAGCCGCAGAGACAGCCCCGUUCUCCGGGGGAAAAUUGACACCCUGGUGGAAGAAAUAUCGCUGCUUUGGGCUGCAAUAAGAACAUUGAUGGCUAGAAUAAACACUGUAAUGAACAAAUCUACGACAUCAAGUGGAAAGUUCGAGGUUUCAAACAGACAAAUGAUGAUGAAAGACCGCUUGGUUUCGGAUUUUAACGGCCUACAUAGUGAGUUUCAAACUGCUCAUAAGAUGUACGAGGAGAGGAAGCAGGCAUAUGUUCUUAAGCCGCAGCCGACAAGCGUCGACGAAAGAACACCUCUCGUUCAAGACCUAGAACAAAACAAUCAACAACAACAGCAAACACAAAUGACAGAGGACGAAAUCCAACAGACAGAGCUACAAUACCACAUGCUUCUUACCGAAGAGCGGAACCGUCAGAUAGAGGAGGUUGCACAGGGAAUCCGCGAAGUGAACUCGAUAUUCAAGGACUUAGGUGAACUUGUCACUCAACAGGGUGAACAGCUUGACACCGUUGAGGAAAAUAUCAUGCAGAUGCUGGGAAACACUCAACAAGCAGCGCGAGAACUAACGAAAGCGCAUGAGUACCAGAAGAGAAAGGGUAAAUGGACAUGUAUUUUUCUCGUGGCUCUCUGUAUUGUUGUAUUAAUUGUGGUUCUCACCGUCAUUAGUUGA